AUGUUUUCCCUCCUGCUUGCUCUUUCUCUGCUGGCGUGGGAGGCGGCGGCCGGCCUGACAGACAGAGCAGCUCCAGCUGCGUUGGGGGAUUUCACAGCUCUUUUCCAGUUGACCCAGCAAGACCCCUGGGAAAACGACGUUAAUCUUACCAGCAUGUCCUGUGAGGAUCUGAGGAACAAGACAUGGACCCACUUGCAACUGAACAACAACAGCCUGCAAGCCUUCCCUGCCUGCCUGCCUGGGGGACUGGAGGCCUUAGACCUCAGCACCAACCAGUUGUCUGCGCUGAGUGGCGUGGAGAUAGCGAACUUCCCAAAGCUGCGCACCCUCUGCUUGAGGCACAACCACAUCCAAGAAGUUGCGUGGGGAACCGGAGCCCUCAGUAGCCUCCAGUUCCUGGACCUAAGUGCUAAUAAAUUGUCCUCUCUGCCAUCAUGCCAGACGGCCCACCUGCCAAACCUGAAGUGGCUGUCGCUGGCCGGAAACCCCAUCACUGAACUCCAGCCUCUGGCUUUCUCCUGUUAUCCACAGCUACAGUUCCUGAACUUGUCUGCCACUCUGCUAGGGCAUGAGAAUGGCGGAGGGAUUAGCGCGUCAGCCUUUGCCAUGAGCGUGUUGCAGGGAGACACCGAGAACAGAGCUAGGAGCACCAUUGAUGUGCUUGACCUGAGUGGGACCUUUCUCGAGAAAAUUCAGCAGGAGUGGGCCCAGGACUUGGUCAGCCUUAGGUCGCUCCACCUUGCAAGGAUGGCCCAGCUGAGGAGCUUCGACACGGAUCUAUUCAAGUCACUGCCCAGGCUGAGAGAACUGAAUUGCCAGGACUCCCGUGCGCUGAGCGGGGUGAGGACGGAGCUAUUUGACGAUGCUCCUCACCUGACCUUUCUCACCUUCCAGAACUGUAACCUGAGUUCCUUUAAUCCUUGGAAUAUCAACUCAUCAGGUAGCAUCAGCAUCAACUUGUAUGGGAAUCCUUUAGAGUGCAACUGUGGACUUUCCUGGCUCCUUUCUGAUCCGGAGAGAGUUGUACUGCAAAGGGCAUCCGACACAAUUUGCAACACAUCCUCAGAAGACAGAGAGAAGCCUUCAUCCUCAUCGUCUCUUUCGCUGUUACAACUCUAUGAUGAAUGCCAGGCCAAGAGAAACACCACGUUCCCCACAUCAAACACUCCCCCUCUCACAGAAGACUCUUCCAACCUUCCCAUUAUUGAUUCCACUACUGCGGCAGCAACAAUGGACUCUACUCUAUUUGCCGAAGAACAUUACAGCGACUCCUUGGUGUCACGGAACAUGGUAAGUAUGACGCAAACAGCUCAGAUGAAGAACGAUCCCACAAGUGCGGACGUUUUUUCCAAAUCUACUACCGAUCCCACUACUGAAGGAACCACAGCCACCUCUUCAACAAUUCUGGGAGAGCUUUAUAGCGACUCCUUAACUCAGCAAAGCACUGCGAGUACAAUCAAAACAGAUCCAUUGAAGAGAAAUGCUACAAUGACUACUGCUCUGUUUCCCCAAGAGGAAACAUUCUACCAGUCUACUAAUAACCCUUCCACUGAAGCGACAGGACCAAUAGGGACAAACUCUCCUCUUUUUCCUGGCACAGUAAGUCCAUCUCAGAAAGAUCAACGGCCGCAAAACCCCACAAAGGCAAACCCUAUUCCAAAUCCUACCCAUGCUGUAAUACACGUGGAUUAUGAAGAUGACUAUUACGAUGAUCAACCAAAGGAAAGCAUAACUCAACCGAUAAUAGUCUCUUGUGACUACAACCCCUGCCACCACCUCCAGAAGCCAUGCUCUGAACUUCAGAGGUUGUCCCCAUGUCUGUGUCCUGGUACGUCUGGAGAAGACACUGUUCCAGAUCCACCGAGGCUCAGAGAAGUGUCUGAAAUGACAGACACAUCAGCACAGAUCCACUGGUGUGCCCCCAGUUCAGUCGUUCAUACUUACCAGCUUGCAUACCAUGCCAAAGGCAGCGAGAAGAGCCAGAUCCUGGUUGAUGAGAUCUAUCCCACAGCGAGGCAGCAUACACUAUACAAACUUUCACCAGACACCACCUAUUGGGUGUGCGUGAUUGCUUCUAACAAAGCAGGAUUGAGCCAGACGACGAGUGAGAAGAUUUUGGGCAAUCCAUGCACCCAGUUUACAACAAAGCCCAGCUAUAUAUCCAUCAUUGUGGUCUUGUCCCUAGCAAGUGGGGUCUUCCUAAUCACCACCAUGGUAUUGUCUGUGUGUCUGUAUCAGAAAUGUAAAAAGCCUCACGCUGAGCAAUACGGCACACACCUCAUCUCUUAUAAAAACCCAGCAUUUGAUUACCCCUUAAAACUGCAGCCAUGUAAUUAG
Emys orbicularis (European pond turtle) is the source of this 2337-nucleotide messenger RNA. It is a transcript of the gene LRRN4, whose product is annotated as leucine rich repeat neuronal 4. The record is from RefSeq and is a predicted model, not a curated record. The transcript has 4 exons. NCBI's taxonomy places the organism in Eukaryota, Metazoa, Chordata, Testudines, Emydidae. Gene Ontology annotation, molecular function: voltage-gated potassium channel activity; potassium channel activator activity; transmembrane transporter binding. The coding region runs from base 1 to 2337 and encodes 778 amino acids. Gene Ontology annotation, cellular component: voltage-gated potassium channel complex.